Paramecium tetraurelia is the source of this 1170-nucleotide messenger RNA. RefSeq lists its product as uncharacterized. The record is from RefSeq and is a predicted model, not a curated record. Lineage: Eukaryota; Ciliophora; Oligohymenophorea; Peniculida; Parameciidae. The transcript has 3 exons.
AUGAGUAAGAAUACGAUUUAAAAGCCAACCUCUCCAACCAAAUAAUCCAUAUUUCAAACAGGAGCUCUAAAAAAUAGAAAUUAAUCACCAAUGCUUGGAUUUUAGAAGUAACCCAUGAAAUCCCCAGAAAAAUCUCUCAUUCUUGAUGAAUCCAUCACAAAUAAUAAUUCAUGGAAGUAAACAACUGAAAUUCAAAUUAAGAAUAGCUUUUAAGCAGAAUCCAACUGGAAAGAAGCAAUUGAAUCAAUAGUCUAAAAUAUAACCUUAAAAUUAAAAUAGCAAGAAACUGAUCAAUUCAUUAAAGAGUUAAACAGUCCUAUGUUGACAUAAGAUCCAAGCGUAGCCUUAUAUUAAGCACCUAUUGAAAAGAGUAGUUCAACUUAAGACUUAUUCUCUAAAAUUGUGUCAUAAGAAACAAAAAAAGCUAGAGCUGUUAAAUAGUUCCUUUUUAAUUAGUUUACAUCUAAUGAUUAAUCUCUCAACAUAUCUAUCAAUUCUUCAUCUAGUGCUUAAUAACAAUAAAAAACUUAAAUAAAUAAUGCUAACAAUAAAAAUAGAUAAAAUAAUGGAGGGAGCCCUUAAAAAUUCUAAAACAAAUAAUUCUAAUAAGAACCAUAGUUAGAUCAGAAAUCAAAUUUGGUUAUGAAUCAAUAAAUCAAAUAAUUAGAAUAAAUGAUACAAAGUACAAACCAACAAUACCUCUUACUCUAAGAAUAAUUCAAGAAAUAAAAUUCUGACUUAUCUAAUUAAGUAAGUUCUUAAGCAUCAAAAAUUCUAUUAUUGGAAUCAUUUUUUAAUAAAAUUGAUUAAGAAUAAAGCAGAGAAAAAUAUAUUAUACAUUAACAAUAAAUAAAAAAUGAAAAAUAAGAACUAAGUGAAAAUACAACCAAUCAAGAAGUACAGAAAUAAUUACAAUUGGUUAUGAAAAACUUAAAUUCACUUGCUGAGCACUAACAAUAAUAAAUGAUGAUUAUUAAGACUGCUUUAACAACAGAAUUGAGAAAGGAAUUUUUAUGUUCUUCAGAAUACAAAUAAAAUUAAUAAGAAUUACAAACACAAUUGACAAUCUUAAAGGAUUCGUUAGGACACACUGAUAAGAAAAUAAUAGAUGAUAGAAAACUUAAAUCUAGAAAUAAAAAAUUUAAUGAAUAUAAAUAAAUAGAAAAAUGA